AGUAAUGGUGUAAUUGAUCUUGUUAGAAAAGGAGUUUAAAAUCAAGAUUAAGGAACAACAUAAGGAUUUGUUAUAUAAACUGAAUAUGAUGGUGUUAAAUUAGAUGGAACUGAUGAAUCAAAUUGAAAUGGAAGAACAUUUACUUCUGCACCAAAAAUUAAUCCAAUAAUUCUUAAUACUCUUGUAUUUGAUCCAAAAAAUGAAGGAGAAGAAGCCUCUUAUCGUUUCAUAUUUCUUCCUUAUUCAUCAUUAUCAUAAGUUCUUAGAUAGAAUUUAAAUAUCCAAAAUAAUUUAAUCCCCUACUUGGUAGAGAUAUUUAUUGCAUUGCUAAUUCUGUAGAUUCUAGAAUUGGAACAUUCAAAAGGUUAUGAUGCAUAUAAUCCAGAAAUAUAAAAUCCUAUUGAUAUAACUAUUUUCUGUAUAGUAAAUCUUAACUCUAAUGGAGAAUCAACUACUGAUUUUCUAAAACUUAAAAUUAGAUAUUAAGGUAGUAAUAUUUAUGAUUAAUCAAAUUAAGAAAUAGCUUAAUUAUCGAAGCUCUUGUUGGUUGAAAAAUUAGAUAAGAAUUUUUAUAUAAUUUAUUUUGUAAAAUUUGAUAAGAAUAUUUUAAUAAUUUAUUAUGAAAAAUUUGAUAAACAUAUUUUAAUUAUUUAUUAUGAAAAAUUUGAUAAACAUAUUUUAAUUAUUUAUUAUGAAAAUUUUAUAUUGGGGUUGGGUUUGGGUUUGGGUUUGGGUUUGGGUUUGGGGUUGGGUUUGGGGUUGGGGGGGGGGUUUGGGUUUGGGUUUGGGUUUGG
This is a messenger RNA of Paramecium sonneborni, 794 nucleotides long. The record is from the annotation of a GenBank genome assembly. NCBI's taxonomy places the organism in Eukaryota, Ciliophora, Oligohymenophorea, Peniculida, Parameciidae.